Molecule: messenger RNA, 846 nt
Organism: Sungouiella intermedia
Lineage: Eukaryota; Fungi; Ascomycota; Pichiomycetes; Serinales; Metschnikowiaceae
Source: the annotation of a GenBank genome assembly
AUGAAGCAACAGAUAGCAGCAUGGGCAAAGAAAAUAAAAAAUAGUUCUUGGGUGUGGGAUGAUGUACAUUCUAUUGGCCAACACAAUCAUUUGAGUACCUUAUUGCAAGGACUUAUCCCCUCGCAAAGCAAAAACCUAUAUGGUACACACUUCAUCUUUAAUAAUCAGUCCAACUCCAACUUGGGAAGUGAUGGAUACGACAACUACCAAGCUCCAAUGUCAGAAUCGGGAAAUCCUCUAUUUCAGCGUAGAAUGUGGGUUAAUGGCCACUUGGAAUAUUUUGGAAAGGGGCCACAAAUCAAUGAUCUCAUACGAUGUAUAGAAAAGGUAAAGGCCGUUCGAACUGUUGGCACUAGUGUUUUCGUUACAAUUGACCGAGACUUUGCUGCUAGUAAUGGAAGCACAGUGUUACGAGAGCUUCGGACGUUGGUUUAUACCAAUGAGCUCUAUCAAAGACGACAGAUCGACAAAGAUCCUCAAGUUGUCCCAAGUGAAGAAGAAUUGGUGGCCGAAAAGCAAUUUCUGUUUUCUCUAAAUGAUGUCAGGCGAUUCAGUUCACUCUCGUACAACUUACACAAGAUUCACAGUGAUGUCCUGUACUGCCACCAAGAGAACUUGGCAAAUGUGAUUGCCUCUGGUCCUUUACUAGCGUCUCUAAUGCUUCAUUACUUCAGUAGUAUCUUUCCAGAUGUCAGAAUAAGAUCUUUCAAGUAUAGAAACAGUGAGCCGUGCUACAUCGAUGAGAGUCUAGUAAUGCAUGUGAGAAAAAAGGGUGCAAAUUACGAAAUUGACAUUGUCAAAGAUGACAGGAAAUUAUGUGGCGGGAUAGUUGUUUCCAAUGAUUAG